GGGGCUUACAGAGGGAGGUUCCGUGGCCUCGGGAAGGCUUCUGUCAUCUUCCAUCCACCAUCUGCUCCUACCUGGGUAGGUGGCACCCUCGUGGAGUGACGGAACGGGCCUUUCCAGAAUAAGGGUUGUACUCGGAUCUCGAGGACACAGCACUUCCGGUCGAGUGGAGAUCCGGCUCCGGGCCUUGGGACUGAGGCUGGGGGCUAAGCAAUUCACAAAGACCAUCUCCCAAGACAUGUAGGGGUUGGGAAACUUUGGAGGAAGAACACAAAUCAUUGAAAUCAUGGAUCCUCAAAUACUGAAAUAAGUAUUUUAUACUCCUAGGGAAGAUUUCAAAAGCUUUUUGAUCCUUCGAUGGCUUCCUUGGUAGCUUAUGAUGACUCUGACUCUGAGACAGAGGUCGACAAUUCUAAUGGUUCUUGCCAAAAAAAGAGCAUCAGAAACCUUGGUCAGCUUUUACCACCUGACACAUUAGCUACAAAGUGUGAAAACAACCCACAACCUAGAUGCAACAACCUAAAUACUGGUUCGGGCAUUAUUCAGGAAUAUUCUGGGAUAUGUGGUCUUCUAGAACCUCAGGCAGAGAGAAAAACUUGGAAGUCUUGUCCAGAGCCUAGAUGCCAGUGGCCUACCACAGAGGUCCAAGAGAAACCCUACACAUUCAUCCCUUCAGAUUACUCCACAUCUCCCAACUCUAUAUCAUCAGGCAAUAGGGAAGUAGCAGGUCUAUCUGUUAAUAAAAUGAGACCUUCAUAUGAAGCCUUCAGAGUCCCCAACUCAUCUUCCUGUACUUUAAUGUCUUUGGAAACCACGGGUCAACAUAGAAGCCUUUUGGAAAAAAGAAGACGGGAGAACAAGGAUUUUGUUGAAAGAGGAAUUAAGCCUUACAUCCCCAAAAGACUGAGACAAACACAAACGUUAACUGCACAAACUAAUAAGAGAGAGAAAUCUGGGCAACAAAACCAGAAAAUGGAUUGUCCAUCCUUGUUGGAAGGAUGCCCUAUGAGAAAAUGCACAGCUAUAGUGAUUUCUGAUUUUAUUAAACCAUAUUUAGAAGCAGAGUAUAAAUCAACAGCAAUUCCAAAGAAGUCAGUCUUUCAGAUGUCUGAGCAUGAAGGACCAGUCAACAGUGUCCAGUGGUGUCCAGUUUUACAAUACAGUCACAUGCUUCUUUCGGCUUCUAUGGAUAAAACUUUCAAGGUAUGGAAUGCUGUAGACACAGGUCGCUGUUUGAACACCUAUUCCUCUCACAGUGGUGCUGUCCGUGCUGUGCAGUGGUCCUCUUGUGGAAGACAGAUCCUCAGUGGUGGCUUUGAUUCUCAGCUUCAUUUGACAGAUGUUGAAACAGGAACACAGUUGUUUAGCUGUAAAAAUGAAUUUAGAAUCAGCACUGUGAAAUUUAAUCGAGAUGAGCCUAAUAUUUUUCUUUGUGGAGGAUUCAGUCCAGACAUUAAAGCUUGGGAUACAAGGAGUUGCAAGGUCAUCAAAGUCUACAAAGCUUCAAUCCAACAAACUUUAGAUAUCCUCUUUCUUCAUAAUGGAAAAGAGUUCCUGAGCAGCACAGACUCUGUAAGCCGCGAUUCUGCCGACCGCACCAUCAUUGCGUGGGACCUCCACAGUGCUGCCAGAGUCUCUAAUCAGAUCUUUCAUGAGCGGUUUACCUGUCCUAGCCUCACUUUACACCCAAGAGAAUCUGCUUUUGUGGCCCAGACAAAUGGAAACUAUAUGGCAUUGUUUUCAUCACUGAGGCCGUACCGGAUUAAUAAAAGGAAACGUUAUGAAGGACAUAAGGUAGAAGGCUAUGCUGUGACCUGUGAGUGUUCUCCGGAUGGGGCAGUUUUAGUGUCUGGCAGUGCUGAUGGCAAUGUCUUUUUCUACAAUUAUUAUAACUCAAAGAUCAUUUGUUCUUUUUCUGCACAUAGUCAUCCAUGUGUUGGCGCUACAUUUCACCCAGUUCUUCCCUCUGUUCUCGCAACAUGUGACUGGAGUGGGAAGAUUAAAGUCUGGCAGUAAAGUGA
Molecule: messenger RNA, 2018 nt
Organism: Antechinus flavipes (yellow-footed antechinus)
Lineage: Eukaryota; Metazoa; Chordata; Mammalia; Dasyuromorphia; Dasyuridae
Gene: WDR25
Product: WD repeat domain 25
Exons: 8
Coding region: 355-2013 (552 amino acids)
Molecular function (GO): protein binding
Source: RefSeq, a predicted model, not a curated record